Messenger RNA from Lindgomyces ingoldianus, 2332 nucleotides. RefSeq lists its product as uncharacterized. Gene Ontology annotation, molecular function: SNARE binding. Gene Ontology annotation, biological process: SNARE complex assembly. The record is from RefSeq and is a predicted model, not a curated record. Bases 147 to 2096 code for a protein of 649 amino acids. Lineage: Eukaryota; Fungi; Ascomycota; Dothideomycetes; Pleosporales; Lindgomycetaceae. The transcript has 2 exons. Gene Ontology annotation, cellular component: endosome; lytic vacuole.
CCGCGACCGCCUUAUUCACUAGCGUCAGAUUGUCGUGACUACCAUGAGGGGCACAGAGAGUGCUUGUACCUUUAAGACACAGAGACCCUGGAAUGCGCCGAACAGCAACGUCCUGAAGGAAUCGAGACAGCGCAGGACUACACAACAUGGCUCGCGAUGAAGAUCCCGCUUCCGGCGACCAGAGCGACCUCCCGCCGUCUCGUCGUGAGCGACCUUGGCUACUUCCUUAUAACCGGAAGCUGAGGCAUCUCCAAGGCAUCACCAUUCGCAACCUCACACUCACUCCCGCUCCGGCGAGAUCCCACGGGAAAACCAUUGACGAUGAAGCCAUACCGAGCACAUUGAAAUCACCAACAAAGACCUUUGCCCUGCGGGAGAGCAUAGGUCUUGGCCACUCCCGGUCUUCAAGCGAUUUAAGAUCCACCGAAGAGACGGCAAGACGCAGCAUUGGUGACGUGGGCCAGCUGGUGUCUCCCAGGAAGGCGCCGAGGCCCGCGAUGACGAAAAGACUGCGGAGACGAAGCAACAUGGACUGGUCAGGCGCAAGUCCUCUUGCCAGGCAGAAGAAGCUGGAAGAUGUGACUGGAGGCCGCAUGGCGGACACUUUUUUCUCCCUACAUAUCGACGAUCAAGACCGUCCAGUGUAUAUUUCCGAAGUUGUCGAGAAGGCCAUGAACCCCAAUUUUCGUUUCUUUGACCUUGGAUCUUGGGGCCCGAACGUAACGCGGCUCGAGAAACUCACGGUCAAAGUCUGGGCAAAGAACGAGAAUAUAAAUGGGUGGCAAUAUCUCAUUGAGCUGACGGUACAAUUGAGGGCAUUGCAGUUCAUCGGAAAGGCGCUUGGGAAGUUUCGUCAUCCCUUACCGCCAAACUGCAUCCUCUUUCAUAUGACCGAUGGCAUCUAUACCAGCUUCACAGACCUGCCUGUUGGAGAGCGUAUUCGGGCAGAUAUUCUAGCUCCUCCGAAAGAACAGGCAGACGGCCGAGUACUCAGAACGUCUUCCUACGAUGCACUGAUGCGACUAUCAACCCUCGACGAUUGCAUCCAGGAUGCCCUAGCUACUCGCGACAGGCUCGCAGAGGAGAUAGAAGAAAUUCUAGAGAAGAACAGGGACGCCCUAUCAACUGUUGAGCAGGUCCCUGAGGCGGAGGAGAACCUUAAGAUAGUGCAAAUUGCCGUUACCACCGAGAAACGUCGCGUGGAUGCCGUAAGGCGGAGACGCGACCAAUUAAAAGCUAGUAUACAGUGCCGGAAGGAGAAAAUGCAGGAAGGCCGUGAGCUUGAAUCUCAUUUGGAAAGCGACAUGUUUCACCAAAAAGAGAAACAUGGACAGAUUAAAGAUUUAGUCCAAAAGACGGAAGAGGACAUUGCAGGCCAGCGGCGGCGGAUAUGUGAAGACUUACAAAAGAUCUUUCCUGUCGAACCGAUACCGGGAAAGUCUCUCACAUUCACCAUUCGCGGGCUUCCGCUACCAAAUUCGGAAUUCGAUGAUGUAAAGGAGGAUGUCACUGCAGCGGCAUUAGGGUAUGUUGCUCAAGUUGUGUCUCUGCUAUCACCUUACCUGUCUGUUGUUCUUCCUUACCCAGUAAAUCCGAAUGGUUCAGCAUCCACAAUCGACGACCCCCUCGCGAUGAGCACCAACGCCAACAACCCUAGAACCUACCCUCUCUUCAUGAAAGGUGUUGUUCGGUAUCGCUUUGAGUACGGCGUGUUCCUUCUAAAUAAAAAUAUUGAGAUACUGUCGAAUUCGCUCGAGUUGAGGCCGAUUGAUGUACGGCACACACUACCAAACCUAAAGUAUCUCCUGUUUGUAGCAACAGCAGGGAAAGGCGAACUUCCCUCUCGCAAAGCUGGCGGUAUAAGGGGUCUACUACGACAGGAUGGAGUGCUGUCUCGAAAAGGUAGCAUGGAUAGCACCGCAACAGCGAGUAGUGCAGGCGCACCAGAACCAAAGGAGACAUUAGACGGAGUGGCAAAUGGGGCUCGUAAACCCGAUGCCUCCAAGGCGAAUGGCAAAGCACUAUCUCCAAUCCAAUCGAUACAGAAACAGAAACCUGCUGUCGUACAAAGUAGCAGGCUCAGGGAGGUCCAGUAAAUCAAUUUUCUAUUGCAGAGAAUGAGCUGGGCUUCAUGACAUCUACCUGACAUAAGGUGGGAGGGCUGGAGGCUGUGUCAGUUACGUCACGACCAUGUCAAACGUCAACGUUGACGCAUGUCAGCGGGCUGAAGCUCUGGGCAAUCGUUGCUUGACAGCUGCGCUUGUAUUGUAAACCGCGGGCGCCAUUGCUAUCUUGCCAGAACUUGACCGCAACACACUCAGUUGGAGUCAAU